CCAGCUGUUACAGCGGCUUGCUACUUCUCCAUCAGGAGAGGGCUUGCUACUUCUCCAUCAGGAGAGGGCUUGCUACUUCUACCUUAGGACUUGGACCUAGAGGCUGGAAUGCCCGUCCACUCCAGUUUAAGUGUCUGUAAUGCGUCUUCUGUCUCCAAGGCAGAGUUAUAUCCGGUAAAGUUGCACAGGACUGAGUGGUCACGCAGUGUGACCAUUCACAGCAGGUUAGGCGAUUAAGAGAGACAGCUCAGCCAGGUCAAGGUUCGCGCGCACGAGCAUAGUAAAACUUAUAAAGAAACAAAAAAUCGCCCCCAAACUCAAAAGCCUUUCUCUCCUUUCUACCUGGAAUUAGGGUCAAACCUAGCAGGUGCAGGGUCAUCGCGGCCACGCCCUUUAAUCCUGGCAGUGCUGAGCCAGCCCUCGGUCCCCGCCCUGAGCCAGCCAGCUGUCCCGCAGUGGGCAAGGAUGGCAGAGGAGGAGGGAGGUGUGGAGGAGGGGGAUGUGUUCCUGGCGUUCGCCCAGGGUCCCACUCCCCCUCGGGGCCCCCUGCGGCGCGCUCUGGACAAGGUCUUCCUCGCCUUCUUGGUCCUCUUCCUGACGCUGCUGAUGCUGGAGGCUGCUUACAAACUGCUGUGGCCCCUGCCGUGGGCCACGUUUCGGGACUGGCUCCUGAAGACACCUGAGGAGGAGGCGGCGCUGGAACUGUGAGCGGCUCCCUAUAGACACCCUGUCCUUGCUGCUGAGGGGCAAUUGCUGUUUUACAUUCUUGUGUAGCCUGCUCGAAGAUGAGCUGUUCUAUCAACGGCUUAACCUGCUCUGUAUCUCCAAAAAUUCUUCCUGCCGCUUCCGUCAUCCUUGCCACAAAAUCGGAAAACGGCUCC
This is a messenger RNA of Mesocricetus auratus (golden hamster), 881 nucleotides long. RefSeq names its product small integral membrane protein 40 (gene Smim40). NCBI's taxonomy places the organism in Eukaryota, Metazoa, Chordata, Mammalia, Rodentia, Cricetidae. The record is from RefSeq and is a predicted model, not a curated record. The transcript has 2 exons. The coding region runs from base 466 to 708 and encodes 80 amino acids.